UGACGCCCAACAUAAUGCAGCUGCGUUUUGUUAAUGGCUAGAGCAAGGAAGCUCAGGGCUGAAAGGGCAACAAAGAGGGAGGUGCAGAGAGCUCUGUGGUCAUCGAGAGUCCUCUGAGAGUCCUCAAUAAUCACACUGAGAACUCACUAGGUAAGCGUGGAAUUCUAGAACGCAUCCCUGGGACACGACAUCAUGAUGGCCACUGCAACCAUAGCCUCCAUGGACAUGAGGCUUCUGCUGAGAGAUGAUGUUUUUGUCGACUUUUUCAACACAUUUCUGAAUCUUCCUGUUUUUGGCCAGACACCCAUUUACAUCAGCAGUACAGGCCAGUGGAACCUCUGGCCAGAGCUGCCAAGCCAUCUGGAUCCCAGCCCCCCGGAUUUACUGGCUUGGCUGGAAAAGCACCGGCUGCCUCACUUCUGCAAAUCCAGCCUUUGCCUCCACCUCGUCCUCUGCCAGAAGCUUCUGGAUUUCAUUCGGUCGGGGGAAGCAGCAAAACUGCUGAACUGGCAAAGCGCUGACUGGUGGCUACUGGAAAAGUGCAUCAGUGGGAGCCAGGCCAUGUGGCACUUUCGGGCCUUCAUCCGAGGAAUGGCAGGCGAAGAACUGACCAACUUCUGGCUCACCACUGAAAGGCUCCUGGGGAUGGAUGAGUCAGAUGAAAGGCAGAGGGAUCUCUAUCUGUCCUUGCUCCACAGGCUGAAAGCCACUCACCUGCGUGAAGGCUCCAGUGUCAUCACUCUCUGCAGGACCAUCACUGGACCACUGCUGAAAGCCAGGCACAUUCAGUCCAUCAGCACCAGGAGAGAGAUCCUAAGCAAGAUGCAGGAACAGGCCCUUUUUACGAUUCAGAGUUACUGGCUCCCUAAAUUCUUCAUCCACUGCAAGAUGGGCAUGAAGGAAGAGAAAUUGUGCUGGCCUUUGCUGCAGGAAUAUCAGGAGCGUUUAUUAUGGGCCAAAUCAGAGGAGCCCUCAGGCUUUUCAGAAAAUCUCUUCACGAUGCAUAUUAAAAGAAGGCAGGGUUUGUCAGGGCCCUACUGCAGCAAGAAGGCCAAAGUGGAGAUCUGGGCUCUAGUCAGGGAAGUAAGAGACAUCCAAGAAAUGAAGAUGCCCAGUUUUCAGGUGCAACCAGAAAGGCAACCAGGACCAGCUGGGAGCACAAAGGAAUAUACUCUGGAUAAGAAUGCUUUGGAAUCAAUUCCACAGCAGUCAGAGCAUCCUGCAGACCCUGCCUUUGGAGGCAAAGGAGGAGCAACCUGUCACGAACUACCCAGGCCUAACGCAGAGCAGGUUCAUCACCUGAAAGACCUCUCUAAAGAGAAAGUCCUCUCUAACCUGUGUUCCUCUGCACCCGUUGCCCAGCUGCCAUCCCUGGAAAAGCCAGUCAAGACCUUGAGUCUUCUUCCUUGGGCCCUUAGCGCUGAGACCUGUGCAGGACGGCCCUUCAGGGAUUUCUUGAAAUGCCAGGACCGGCCCAUGGAGACUCUUCUCCUGGACCUGUGGCAUGACCUGGAGGAAUUUCUGUCUGCGGUGCUGGACCCCAGCAGAGAAAAUAGUUUCUUCCUGCGUCAUUUGACUGGGGAGAAGAUAUGCAAGACCUACCUGGAGGAGGGAACCGUUCAGCAGCUUCCCUUGGAAACCAGGACCCUCAAGAAGUUGCGGAACCAUCUGAUGUCUGGAGAAUUCUCCCCCUGGAUAUUCAGAGCCCAGGAGGAGAUUUGCAAGGUGCUCUGCGGCUUCUACGAGGAAUUUCUGGCUGAUGAUGACAGAACGUUCCUUCAGUUUAUGUCUCUGCAGAGCAAUGUCCCGAUGCCUGAGAUGCAAGACCAUACUGUUGGGAAAGAAGAACGUUUCCUCCUGUCCCAGCGGAUAAACCAGUCCUUGAAGCUGAGCCAGGCCUUGCAUGGCACAAGGAAUUUGGAAGGUCUCUCCUCCAAGCACUGGCAAUUAAUUGCCACUCGGGACCUCCAGAAUGGGGGCUCCAUCCAGGCAGAGGUGGAACCUCUCCUGUGCAAUACCAGUAAGAGGGGGCUCUGAAUUUCUGCUGUGGCUCAUGUUGACUUGGACUGAUAAAGCAUACUUUGUGCACCCA
Molecule: messenger RNA, 2092 nt
Organism: Pezoporus flaviventris
Lineage: Eukaryota; Metazoa; Chordata; Aves; Psittaciformes; Psittacidae
Gene: RGSL1
Product: regulator of G protein signaling like 1
Exons: 10
Coding region: 193-2037 (614 amino acids)
Source: RefSeq, a predicted model, not a curated record